Cynocephalus volans (Philippine flying lemur) is the source of this 1344-nucleotide messenger RNA. It is a transcript of the gene GDF7, whose product is annotated as growth differentiation factor 7. Bases 1 to 1344 code for a protein of 447 amino acids. NCBI's taxonomy places the organism in Eukaryota, Metazoa, Chordata, Mammalia, Dermoptera, Cynocephalidae. The record is from RefSeq and is a predicted model, not a curated record. Gene Ontology annotation, biological process: BMP signaling pathway. Gene Ontology annotation, cellular component: extracellular region. Gene Ontology annotation, molecular function: growth factor activity; cytokine activity. The transcript has 2 exons.
AUGGACCUGGGCGCCGCCGCCGCGCUGUGCCUUUGGCUGCUGAGCGCCUGCCGCCCCCGCGACGGGCUGGAAGCGGCCGCUGUGCUGCGAGCGGCGGGGGCAGGGCCGGCCUGGAGCUCGGGGGGCGGCGGCGGCGGCGGGAGGACGCUCGCCCCGGCUGCGGGCGCCUCGGCUGUCCCGGCCGCCGCGGUGUCCGGGGCCCGCGCUGGGCGCCGCGCCGCCGGCUCCGGCUUCAGGAACGGCUCGGUGGUGCCGCACCACUUCAUGAUGUCGCUUUACCGGAGCCUGGCCGGGAGGGCUCCGGCCGGGGCAGCCGCCACCUCCGCCUUCGGCCACGGCCGCGCGGACACAGUCACCGGCUUCGUGGACCAGGCGACUCAAGACGAACCUGCCGCCGAGACCGGCCAGAGCUUCCUGUUCGACGUGUCCAGCCUUCCCGACGCUGACGAGGUGGUGGGCGCCGAGCUGCGCGUGCUGCGCCGCGAGUCUCCGGAGCCGGGCCGUGGUGGCGCGAGUCCCGCGCCGCUGCUGCUGCUGUCCGCGUGCCCGGGCGCCGCCCGCGCGCCGCGCCUGCUGCACUCGCGGGCCGCCGAGCCCCUGGACGGCGCGCGCUGGGAGGUGUUCGACGUGGCCGACGCCGUGCGGCGCCACCGCCGGGAGCCGCGCGCCACCCGCGCGUUCUGCCUCCUGCUGCGCGCCGUGGCCGGCCAGGCGCGGAGCCCGCUGGCUCUGCGGACGCUGGGCUUCGGCUGGCGGGGAGCAGGGGGCGCGGCGGCGGAGGAGCGCGCGCUGCUCGUCGUCUCCUCCCGCACGCAGAGGAGGGAGAGCCUGUUCCGGGACAUCCGCGCCCAGGCCCGCGCGCUCGGGGCCGCUCUAGCUGUGGAGCCGCCGCCCGACCCGGGACCCGGCACCGGGUCGCCGAAGGCACCCAUCGGUGGCCGUAGGCGGCGGCGGACGGCGCUGGCCGGGACGCGGGCGGCUCAGGGCAGCGGCGGGGGCGCGGGCCGGGGCCAGGGGCGCAGAGGCAGGAGCCGCUGUAGCCGCAAACCGCUGCACGUGGACUUCAAGGAGCUGGGCUGGGACGACUGGGUCAUCGCGCCGCUGGACUACGAGGCGUACCACUGCGAGGGCGUUUGCGACUUCCCGCUGCGCUCGCACCUCGAGCCCACCAACCACGCCAUCAUUCAGACGCUGCUCAACUCCAUGGCGCCCGACGCGGCGCCGGCCUCCUGCUGCGUGCCCGCGCGCCUCAGCCCCAUCAGCAUCCUCUACAUAGACGCCGCCAACAACGUGGUCUACAAGCAGUACGAGGACAUGGUGGUGGAGGCGUGCGGCUGCAGGUAG